Messenger RNA from Strongylus vulgaris, 855 nucleotides. NCBI's taxonomy places the organism in Eukaryota, Metazoa, Nematoda, Chromadorea, Rhabditida, Strongylidae. The record is from the annotation of a GenBank genome assembly.
AUGACUACUUCAGAUUGGUCGCCAAAUACAACGUCAGUUGAAGCGACAGCUGACUAUGUAAAUCAUAACUGUGCCUCACAUACUGUCGCGGCAGUGCAAGCCCUUAGAAAGUCCCGAGAAGAAAAAGCCUGGAAGCCAUGUUGGCUGACGCUAUGUGAUGAUCCAAAUGGCGGUUGUGAACUGAUCAUUUCAGAUACAGAACUGAGUGUCAAAGCUCGUCUAAUCCUUGACUUGGCCUAUUGUGUGAUGUAUCUGCUUGAUGAUUCCGUAUUUGCUCGUGAGGGUUGCGUGUUUUUCUCGCAGACUGACAUCGAUCUACCCGGUGUGUAUCUUUGUUUUCGUCCGACGCAUAUUCUUAUCAAGUGGCUUGAGUUGCCACGGGUUCUAGGUCUUCGCACGGGUGCUGUCCCAGUGAUGAUCGGACUGCAGUUCGAACCACCGAAACAGUCGUAUGUAGCCGUUUUGCAACUUCAUAUUGAAAAGUAUAGAUCGGAGUCUGUAAAGCCUGAUGGAUUUUACUCAGCAUAUGGGAUGAUUUGCGGAAUAAAAGUAUGCAGUACGCCAGUAAUUGUUGCUUCGCCCAGCAAAGUCGCUCCUCCGUCGGUUAUAUUUGAUUGUUCCUUUUUACUGCCGCUAGUCCCACCUGAAAACGGCACCUUACAAUUCUCAGUGCUGUCUCAUCCUGGUGGCGGCAAGAAAAGCAGGCCUCUCGGGGUAUCGGCUUUAUUUUCAUUGCCUGAUUCAAGAUCUCAUGCAGAUGCGCCCGAAUCUGGCUUCACAUUUCGCGCGGCAAGGUAUCGAAUCAAGGUGCUAUCAUUGGAGCAAUAUGGCCCGUUGAUGGAAUAUCUGAAGUAA